UGAUACGCCUUCUUUCAAGGCACUUUCCGUGCACACAACAAAAAACUCACUCUUGAGCGAUUUCAAGUCUCUAUCGAAUAUAUUUCUUGCUGAAAGAGUUGAAAUAAAAUUAUUGAAGGAUCUAAUUUUAAUAUUUUUAGCUUUUUCAGGGGAAAUUUAUAGGAAUGAAUGGGGAUGGGGAAGGAUUUGAUGAAGGUGUGAAAAUGGAGAAAUUGGUGUUUAUGUGGGGGUAUUUGCCAGGGGCAUUGCCUCAGAGAUCGCCAAUACUGUCCCCAGUGGUCGUGCGGCUACCACCUUCGAGCAUCGCCAGAACUUCCUGGAAGGAUGUCUGUGGUGGUGGUUGUGGUUUUGCCAUGGCCAUUUCAGACUCUGGAAAGCUCAUUACUUGGGGUUCAACAGACGAUUUAGGUCAAAGCUAUGUGACAUCUGGGAAACAUGGGGAAAUGCCAGAGCCUUUUCCAAUUCCUACUGAGACCACAAUAGUGAAAGCUGCUGCCUGUUGGGCGCACUGUGUUGCUGUAACAGAGAGUGGGGAAGUUUACACUUGGGGAUGGAAAGAGUGUAUUCCCUCUGGAAAGGUCUUUGGUAGCCCAUCAACAGGGUUAAGCAUAGAGAAGGAUGUAUUUGAGAAACAGAGUUUGUUGACUGAGCAAGUGAGCCCUCGUUCCCAGGGAUCAAGAUCCAGUGGUGGGACAGUCUCUGGUAGUGACAGUAGAGGAGGGGACGAGACUACAAAGCGGAGAAGGGUAUCUCCAUCCAAGCCGUCAGCUGAAAGCUCAUCAUCAGGUGAUGAAACUCUUUCAGCGUUGCCAUGUUUGGUAACAUUCAACCCUGGAGUAAGGAUUGCCACUGUUGCUGCUGGUGGUCGGCAUACACUUGCAUUGUCAGUUUCAGAUAUAGGACAGGUGUGGGGCUGGGGAUAUGGAGGUGAAGGGCAGCUGGGAUUGGGUUCUCGGAUCCGAAUGGUGUCCUCUCCACAUCCUGUACCCUGCAUUGAUUCCUCUUUCGCCAGAGAUCACUCUAUGAGCCUUUCUCGUGCGAGCAGGGGUUCAGAGGGUCAAGGUUUUAGAGUUCCUGGAAAUUAUAUUAAAGGAAUUGCAUGUGGUGGAAGACACAGUGCAGUAAUUACGGAUGCCGGGGCACUUUUAACCUUCGGCUGGGGAUUAUAUGGUCAGUGUGGCCAAGGAAGUACAGAUGAUGAGCUUAGUCCUACUUGCGUAUCUUCCUUACUUGGAAUUAGGAUAGAAGGUGUUGCUGCAGGGCUUUGGCAUACUGUCUGCAUUUCUGCUGAUGGUGAUGUAUAUGCAUUUGGUGGGAAUCAGUUUGGUCAAUUAGGAACUGGAGCUGAUCAAGCCGAGACAUUGCCUCGACUCCUGGAUGCUCCGAGUUUGGAGAAUGUGAAUGCAAAAAUUGUAUCAUGUGGAGCCCGUCACAGUGCUGUAGUCACAGAUGAUGACAGAAUAUUUUGCUGGGGCUGGAACAAGUAUGGUCAGCUCGGUUUGGGAGAUGUGAUUGAUCGCAAUAUUCCUACUCAAGUUCCAAUUGAUGGAUUCAUUCCAAGAAACGUUGCAUGUGGUUGGUGGCACACUCUUUUGUUGGCCGAAUCACCCACUUGAACGUCUCUCUCUGAUGGCCUGGCACAAUUUUGUUAGGUAGAAGUUUUCUUUCAUGGGUAUUAACAGGGUUCUAUGUAUAUAUACACAGUUGUAGCUUGUAUCCAUCCAUAUGCGUAUACUCAUGUAAUCAUUCUUUAAUCGUAAAGUUCUUUGACGGAUCAUCUCUAUUAUCACUGUGGUCGAUAGACAAUGGUGUGUAGUGGUGAAGAUAAUGUGGGUCCAUUAUGUGUUGUAUAUUCUUAUUGAUGCAUGUUAAACUUUCUCAUGUAUGUAACUGAUGGGAAUGCUUCUACUGCUGCAAAUUAUUUUAGGUUCAUGGAUUAUGGAAUAGUUGUAA
Messenger RNA from Olea europaea var. sylvestris, 1953 nucleotides. RefSeq names its product ultraviolet-B receptor UVR8. The coding region runs from base 165 to 1616 and encodes 483 amino acids. Lineage: Eukaryota; Viridiplantae; Streptophyta; Magnoliopsida; Lamiales; Oleaceae. The record is from RefSeq and is a predicted model, not a curated record. The transcript is spliced from 11 exons.